Messenger RNA from Phodopus roborovskii (desert hamster), 5871 nucleotides. It is a transcript of the gene Frem3, whose product is annotated as FRAS1 related extracellular matrix 3. Gene Ontology annotation, cellular component: membrane. Gene Ontology annotation, biological process: cell communication. The record is from RefSeq and is a predicted model, not a curated record. Lineage: Eukaryota; Metazoa; Chordata; Mammalia; Rodentia; Cricetidae.
AUGGCUGAGGAUUCUCUGCUCCCUCCUAUAAUGUCUCCACAGCUGGUAGUGGCUCUUGCUUGCCUACUUCUGACUUGUCACUCACUGAGGAGACAGGUACAUUUGAGUGGGAACGCAUCCCACCUGGAGCUCUACCUCUUGGGAGCUCUUGAUGGUGGUGGCCAGCAGAACCCUCACAUCCUGAUUGCCAACCCUGGCUCCAGGUGCCUCAGAGCCGCUCGGUUUGGGCCCCCACCGCUGGACUUGAUGACUCAAAUGCAGCCAGAGGACCAAUGUGAGGUGACAGUGCUGGACAUCCUGCCGCUCCAAGGCAUGCUUUCUCCUUGCCACUUUCCCUGUGACUUUGGAGCCCACCAGGUCAGGUAUACUCACUUUGGCUCGCCCAGUGCCACAAGCACCCGGGUGCAGCUGUAGCUGCGCUACGACUCAGGGAAUUCCACGCUGGUGCUGCCUUUCACUCUGGAUGUGAACGUGGUCUUCUCCAAGCUCGAGCUGGUGACACGCAACAGGCCUUUGAAGGUGUUUAAAGUGCAAGGCUGCAGCCAGGCCAUUGACAGGAGAAUGAUAGACUCCAGGAGUGGGUGCAAGCUGCUCUUGCAUCCUCACCCUAGCGGAGCAUUCCCCAAGUAUGGGCACUUGGUGGAUGCUGCUGGGACUCCUCUCUCCAGGGGCCACCUGGCCCACUGUGAAACCUUAGUCCAGGCUGGGGUGUGCUACCGGCACACCGCUACACCACUAGGGCCAGAGCCCCAAGGUACUGGGUCAGUGAAGGUGCUGGCCCAGGAGUACUUUCAGCUUCAAGUCAGAAUCCAGAAUUUAGCUGCUCUGAUGAUGGCAAUAGUUGACCAGUCCCUACUUACAGCCCUGACGCCUGAUGCUCUAGCUGCAGAAGACAGCGAAUCAGUCCCUGAAGUCUUUAACAUUCUCAAUGCCCCCGAGGUCCCAACUGGACACCAAGGUCAGGAGGGCUAUGUGAUGAACACAGAUGACCCCCUGGGUCUUCCAGUCUCCUUCGCUCAGAAGGAACUGUGGGAGCUGAAAAUUGCUUUUCGACCCCCCACAGGGAGCUCAGGAGGGGACCGCAUUUUCCAGCUGGAACUACAGCUAGUAGAUGGAGAUGGUGACAUCUCUGACCCUUGCCUUGUGGUGGUCUUGAAGUCUAUGAAUGCCCUGGCUCCGAUGACUAGCUAUAAUAAAGGACUUCUGGUUUUUGAAGACCAGGCAAGGCCCCUGUCCAAUGGCCAAAGCCUCCAGGUCAGUGAUAAAGAUAAUUCAGAAGAAAUAAGAAUUGCUACAGUCAGAGGUCUGCAGCAUGGGCAGCUGGUGGUGCUUGGGGCACCUGCAAGGUGUAAGUAUUUCACACCAGUAGACCUAAGUGCAGGGCGAGUGUACCAGCAUGAUGACAGUGACUCUUACAGUGACAAUGUCAUCUUCAGAGUGGAGGAUGGGCACCAUCGAGUGGAUUUCCUCUUCCCCAUUACCAUUGUGCCUGUGUCUACCACCAACACAGGACUCUCAGUGACUCAAGGGCAGGUGGUCUAGAUAUCCCCCUUUGUUGAGGGCUCAACUAUUCUCUUUGUGUUGGAAGACCAACAUCUGGAAGGAAACAGGAAGAGUAGGAACCUGGCCCCUGAUUCCUAUAGCUCAAGCCAGCACUCGAGCAACAUGCUACUGAGGCAGGUUGAACCCCAUUUGUCCCUUCUGCAGAGUGACUGGCACUAUGUGGAAAUGGAGGGGCUUUAUGAGAAGGUGGUGACUGAGUGGCUACAGGAAGACAUAACAGAAGGGAGACUUCUCUUCUCUCAUCCUGGACCACACAUCCCUCAAUCUACAGUAUUCCAUAUGGCUUUCCAUGUGCAGGAUGGCCAUGACCCACCAAAUCUAUCCAGCCAGCACUUCCUCAGCAUCAGUAUCCAUCCUGUAGAUGAGCUGAGCCCUCAGCUGUAUCCAGGAACGGCCCUAGAAAUGACUGUGCAUGGGUACCAGCUCACUCCCUUCCAGAAGAAAUUCCUCCAAUAUAUUGACCAGAAUUCAAAUGACUAGAACUUGUGGUACACCCUACUGACACCACCAACUGACACUGAAAGCAACCACCAAGUCCAGACUGGAGAAAUUGUGCUCAGUGAUUCACCAAAUAGACCCAUUAUUCACCUCACCCAGGCCCAGGUCAUUCAUCAAAAAAUUGCUUAUCAACCCCCACAGAAGAUUCUGGGCAUUGUUCUUCAGGUUGUGCAAUUCACCUACCAGGUGGGAGACGCUGCAGGCAAUGGUCUGCCAGAUACAUUCACAUUACUCCUGCAGCCUUUGAAUAAUCAGCCACCAAAAGUUAUCAAUAGGGGCUUUGCUGUCUUCAGAAAAGAUAGCUUUAUUCUCACCAACAGUGAACUUGAUGUUACAGACCCUGACACAAAUAUUGAUCAAAUUUUCUUCACUUUAGUCUGGGUUCCCCAGCAUGCACACUUGAGGUGCUAAAAAUACAUGGUUGCAGGAGAAUCUUUCAUGCUAACUGAUAUUAUUAAUGGGAACAUCUCUUAUCAGCAUAGUAGAGACCAGACUACCAGUGACAUCUUCUACCUGGAGGUAACUGAUGGGGUGCACCAUAUACCCAUCAGUAUACUCAUCACUGUCAUGGCUGGUGGAAGUCCUGUGGUCUCUAUGACUGGCUUUCCAAUAUUGGCUAUUUCCAUAACUGUGCUUGAGAAUGCCACUACAGGGAUCACCAUGGGUGUCAAUCAUGGUAAAAAGAGCAGAAAGGAUUUAAUGCUAUCUUUCAUUAUAGAGGACAAGCCUAAAUUGGGCUCUAUUCUGGUGAAUGGUCUGCUUGCAGAACAAUUCACCCUGGAGGACCUCACUGGUGGGGUAGUCACCUAUGUCCACACUGGAGGUGAAGUUGGCUUCCAAAGUGUACAUGAUGCUUUCAGCCUCAUCCUCAGCAAAGAUUCUUAUCACUGGUCCUUGGGGGACAACAUACUGGAGAAGGUGCUUGUACAAGCGACAGUUCUGCCAGUGGACAACAUGGCUCCCAAGGUCUUAGUGGGAGAGCCCUUCAUCGUAUAUGAAGGUGGGAAGAGUCUUUUGACCACACAACACCUUAACAUUGAAGAUGUGGACACCCCCAAAGAUGAAAUCCUUUGCACUCUGACUGUACAGCCAUCCUCUGGCUACCUGGAAAACUUAGCACCAGCUCCUGGUUCAGAAGUGUCUCGUGCUUGCCUUCUUCUUCUUCAGUGCCUUCUUUUUCAUGGAUGUCCAAGUCAGGUCAUCAAUUACGUGCAAAGUAUCCACAUGGGGGUAGAACCAGAGACAGAUCAAUUCUCCUUUUAUUGCUCUGAUGGCAUCAACUUCUCCACAAAUGUCCUCCUCCCUCUGACCAUCUUGCCCACCAAUGAUGAACAGCCUGAACUUUUCAUCCAUGAGUUUGUGGUAUUAGAGGGGAUGAGCCAGGUCAUAGACACCUUGUAGGAGAUCCAGGAGGCCUCCUCCAUUGCCUAUGAGCAUGAUGACUCAGAGAGCACAGAGGACAGCUUUGAGAUCUGGUUGAGUGAUGGCAAGCACACCACUCACAAAAAGGUACCCAUUGUUGUAAUUUUGGUAGAUGAUAAGGCCCCUCAGCUGACCAUCAAUGAUGGGCAGGAAGUAGAAACUGGACACUCUGAGAUCAUGACAAAUCAUAUGCUAAAAGCUGUAGAUCUUGACUCAGAUAACAAGGGUCUCACUUUUGUUCUCCUGACUGAGCCUCAACAGGGGCUUCUACAAUGACUGAGGAAACCAGGAGGGGACAUGAGAAACAACCUCACUGUGGAAAUGAAUUUCACCCAGGAUGAAAUUGACAGAGACCUCAUCUGUUACACCCACACAGGCUAGACGGAUGCUGUUGAUCUUUUCAAAUUUGAUGUGACUGAUGGAGUUAACCCUCUGAGGGAACGCUAUUUCUAUAUCAUCAGUGGCAACUCAAACAGCAUGCCCCCUGAGGUUGUCAGCAAAAGGGUCACCUUGACAGAAGAUGGCAGAGUGACCCACACCACUGAACUGUUUAAUACCAGUGAUAUCCACAGCUCUGAUGAGGAAUUUCACUAUAAUAUUACACGAACUCCUAGCAUGGACUACUUGGAAAGUUCUGACCAGCGAGGAGAGUCCAUGACUUCUUUUACUCAGGUUCAACUGGCUGGCAACAAGAUAUCUUAUGUUUAUAUUUCAAAGGAUGAGAUAAAGGUGGAACACUCUGAGCUUAGAGUGACUGGUGGACAAAUCUUCAAGGUAUUCGGAACAGAUGGGGACAAUAAGAAACCAACUGUGACCAUCCAUACACUAGCACUGCAAAGAGGGGACAGCAUAGAGGUCACUCCCUUUCAGUUGACAGUGGAAGAUGAGGAUACUCCAGAUGAUUUUGUUAUGCUUACCAUCACCCAGGUCCUCAUCCACGGCAAGAUUUUGUACAAUGGUAGCCAUCCUGUGACCACUUUCACCAAGAAAGACCUGACUGGGAACUUGAUUCUCUACUGUCAUGAUGGUAGUAAGACAACUGAUGACAGUUUCUCCUUCACUGUGACUGAUGACUCAGACACUGCCCUGGAGACAUACCCACCUCAGAUAAUGUGGAUCCAGAUAAGCCCCCUUGGCAACAGGCUCCCACAGAUUGCCAUUAACAGGGGAGCCUCAGCCUUGAAGUUCCUCCGCACUGGACACUUGCAUUUCCUCAUUACCAACAAGUAUCUACAAGCAGACCAUCAGGAUGGCCCUCACAGACUCCUGAAGUAUAAAGUGACCAGAGGACCUGAGCAUGACUACAUUGUCAUUGCUGGCUCUGGGAACAGGAGCACCCAUAUGUUCCCAUUCUCCUCUGCUGACAUUGAUGAGAUGCGGGUCCACUACAUCCUGAGCAAGGGCAGCAGUGCAACGGAGGACACCUUCUACUUCUCUGUUGAAGCCAAUGGCAUUGAAACCAAAGAGGAGACUGCAGAAGAAAAUAAAGACUUUAGAGGAGUGGGUCCUAAGCGGGUCUGGUUCGAUCCUGGCCAGUCUAUAGCCACAUGGAAAGUGGGACUUAAACCUGACAUCAAGUAUGAGUCCUCAGAAACUUUCCAAAUCCUCCUAUCAGAACCUGACAUGGCUGUGCUGGAGUUUCCAGAGACAGCAACAGUUGAAAUUGUGGAUCCUGGAGAUGAAUCAACAGUUUACAUUCCAGAAGCAAAAUACAAACUAGCAGAGGCUAUUGGGGAGUUUCUGGUUCCUGUAAGAUGGUCUGGAGACACAAGCCAGGAGCUCACAGUCAUUUGCUCUACACAUCCAGGCUCUGCCACUGGCACAAUUCCCACCAUGGAGUCAUCUUAGUCAGAUUACAUCUCAUGACCAGAAGACAGCACUAGUAUGCUCCACUUCAAAAAGGGUGAGAUGGAGAAGACAUGUCAGGUCCUGAUCAUCAACUACUCCCUGUAUGAAGAGGAGGAAUCCUUCAGCAUUGCCCUAAGCCUGCCAGUGGGAGGGCAGCUGGGAACCAAAUUCCCUACUGCCAGGGUAACGAUCCUGGCUGACAGAGACUUAAAGCCUGCCCUGCACUUCAGAGAUGAUGAAGAAAGUGCUGGCUACAUGGAUGUAGCCAUCUGGUGAAGAGGCACUGACCUUUCUGUAGCAUCCUCCAUCAUCGUGUGCUCUAGGAGGACAGAGCAACUGCCAGCAGAAGCUGGAACAGAAUUCAUUGGUGUCAGCCAAAAUCUGCACUUCAGCCCAGGAGUAAUCAUCAGACUCCGAGUGGCAAUCCUUGAUGACCUGCAUCAGACUGCCUUUGAGGGUCCAGAGUUUGAAUUACUUCUACAGAUGCCUAGAGGUGCAGUGCUUGGAGAACCAGAUAAAACCAUUAUUGUUUAUCAAUGA